AUGAGGUACUUCCACAAGGCAGCAAAGAAGUGGUGCGACGACCACGUCCGCGCCGACGCUCCCAAUCCUCCUCUCCUUCCCAAACCCGUCAUCGACCCUCACAACAAGCCCAUCAUGCCGCCUCUCACCGCCGACUAUACCUUCAAGCUGCCCAAUCCCGACAAGAAGAAGCCUGACAUUUCUCUCGCUGUGACCUUUGAGAUUCACGGAUUUGCGCCUAUUCAGCGUGAUGAUUGUUACCUUGGGUUUGGCAUGCAAAACGGCUGGGAUAAUGGGCGGAAGAACGAUGGAAAGGUGCAGGAGGAGGAACAAAUUGAGAAGGGUAAUGGUUGGGAUCAGUCGGUGGGUUGGAAUAGUUACGGUGUUAGCUUUAAGUGA
Alternaria novae-zelandiae is the source of this 378-nucleotide messenger RNA. RefSeq lists its product as uncharacterized. The record is from RefSeq and is a predicted model, not a curated record. The transcript has 3 exons. Bases 1 to 378 code for a protein of 125 amino acids. NCBI's taxonomy places the organism in Eukaryota, Fungi, Ascomycota, Dothideomycetes, Pleosporales, Pleosporaceae.